GAGUAGGGGAAUCGAGGACCAAAGGACAUAGGUUCAAGGUGAAGGGGAAAGGAUUUAAUAGGAAUCUGAGGGGUAACUUUUAUGUGGGCGUAUGGAACAAGCUGCCGGAGGAGGUAGUUGAGGCUGGAACCAUACCAUCGUUUAAGAAACAGUUGGACAGGUACAUCGAUAGGACAGGUUUGGAGGGAUAUGGACCAAGUGCAGGCAAGUGGGACUAGUGUAGCUGGGGCAUUGUUGGCCGGUGUGGGCAAGUUGGGCUGAAGGGCCUGUUUCCACACUGUAUCACUCUGUGACUAGUGUAGAUGGGGCAUGUUGGCCGGUGUGGGCAAGUUGGGCUGAAGGGCCUGUUUCCACACUGUAUCACUCUGUGACUCUGUGGCUAUUCCAGCAUCUGUAGUUCUUCGAGUCUCCAGCAUACCCUUAACUUCAUCAUUCGCUUUGGCCAAUAGGUUCUCUCGUUCCCCAUCGAGUAGGAUUACGUGUCCGCUGGUUUUGGGGCGGGCGUAUCUCGCGUUGGAGCAGAUUUCCUGACCGCUACUACUGCUGACAGCGCGCCCGGAGGGAAAGGUCCCGGCUUCUUGUUCUCGAUGGCUUCUAAACAACACGCCGAGGGUCUGGCCGAAUACCUGAACUGCCCCAUUUGUCUGGACUUGUUCAGCGAGCCGGUGAUCCUGGAGUGUGGCCACAACUUCUGCCAGGGCUGCAUCAUGCGCUACUGGGAAGGCGGCGAGACCGUGUCGUGCCCGGAGUGCCGGAAGGUCUUCUCCGACAGGAGCCUACGAUCCAACCGGGCGCUGGCCAACCUGGCGAGGAAAGCUCGCAACCUGCUGCAGCCGGAGGCCGAGAGCCGGUGCCGCCGCGGGGUGGAGGAGGAGGAGGUGGAGAGGCGAGAGUCCCGGCGCAGUCCAGGGGGCGGGCAGCCGGUGCCCCUCCACUGCGGCGAGCACGGAGAAGAACUCAAGCUGUUCUGUGAGACGGACAGGGAGCUGAUCUGCGUGAUGUGCCUGGAGGGGAGAGACGGCCAGGGACACCGGUCCCACAACUUCAUGCUCAUCAGUGAAGCGGUGGAGAUGUACAAGGACAAGUUGAAAUCCUUAUCGGACAUUCUCAAGGCAAAGUCCGCUCUCCUGGAAGCAAAAAUGACGCAAAAACAGGUUCCGGACGUGGGGGAUCAGAACAGCCAACUUCAGAACUUCGUUAUGGCCGAAUUCACCAAAAUGCACCAGGUUCUCAUUAAGAUGGAGAAGCGCCUGAUCGGCGAGUUGAAGGAAAACGCCGAGAAGAUCUCGGAAAGGCUGGAGAAAAACCUCAAGGACAUCCAGGAGAAUCUGCUCACCAUUCAGCAAAAGCUAUCCCGGUCACAGACACAGUUGGAUCAGGAAGACAUCAUCGCCUUCUUGAAAGACCAAGCGGAUGAGCAGAUAAGCGAGGACCCUGGGCAACUAUUGUUGGCGAUUGAUCGACUACCUCUGGGGAUAUUUCGAGGACCUUUACAGUACGCAGCCUGGAAGGAAAUGGCCGAGAGUAUCACACCUUUUCCAGCUUCAGUGACGCUGAACCCGAAGACGGCUCACUCAUGGCUCAUCGUGUCGGAUGAUCUGACCAGUGUCCGCUAUGCCAACAAGCAGCAGCAACUGCCCGACACUCCAGAGCGGUUCAACCCUUCUCUGUGUGUUCUGGGCUCGGAAGGAUUUGUGUCGGGGAGACAUUACUGGGAGGUCGGGGUGGGGGAGAGCACGGAGUGGGACGUCGGGGUGGUGAAGGAGUCUGUCAACAGGAAAGGGGACAUCACCGCCGUGCCGCAGGCUGGAUACUGGAUCGUGUGGUUGAGGAAUGGCAACGACUACAAGGCCGGCUCGCUGCCCCGCACCCGACUCCGCCCGGGCAGCAGACCCGGCAAGAUCGGCGUGUACCUGGACUACGAGGGCGGCCAGGUGUCGUUCUACAACGCGGACAACAUGUCCCAUCUCCACACCUUCACCGACCUCUUCGCGGAGAAGCUCUACCCGUUCUUCAGCCCCUGCUUGAGCGGCCACGGGGAGAACUCCGAACCGCUGAAGAUUUGCCAGUCCAAGCUGUAUUGCCGUUGAGGAACCCGGCCCUUCCUCCUUAGCUGUCUGCCAUUCCUUUCCAUUCCUGGCCUACUCCUGCACCUAAUUUCUAUGUUUCUAUGUUUCCUUCAUUCCUUUCCAUUCCUUCAUUAACACAGCCAGGCAUUGUGUGUGUGUGUGUGUGUGUAGGGGGGUCUCGAGUUGAAUCUCAACUCUACAUUCACCCUCGAAUAAAGCACCGAAUUUACAAGUUAUAGAUCGGGCCAAAGCAUCGUAGUUUCAUAGGAGCUGAAUCAGGCCACUCGGCCCAUCGAGUUUAUUCCCACCAUUCAAUCAUGGCUGAUCAAAUCUUUCCAUCUCAACCCCAUUCUCCUGCCUUCUCCUCAUAACACCCGUACUAAUCAGGAACCUAUCAAUCUCAAAGUCAAUCGCCUGUUAUGUUACGUGAACUGGUCAUGUUCUAUUGACACCAAAGGAAUUGCCAAUGCAAAUCACCAACGCCACAUAGACAACAGACAACAGGUGCAGGUGGAGGUCAUUUGGCCCUUCGAGAAAGCACCGCCAUUCAAUAUGAUCAUGGCUGAUCAUCCCCAAUCACUACCCCGUUCCUGCCUUCUCCCCAUAUCCCCUUUCUUGAAGAGCCCUAUCUAGCCCUCUCUUGAAAGUAUCCAGAGAACCGGCCUCCACCGCCCUCCGAGGCAGAGAAUUCCACAGACUCACAACUCUGUGAGAAAAAGUCUCCGUUCUGAAUAGCUUACCCCUUAUUCUUAAACUUUGGCCCCUGGUUCUGGACUCCCCCAACAUCGGGGACAUGUUCCCUGCCUCCAGUGUGUCCAAACCCUUAAUAAUCUUAUAUGUUUCAAUAAGAUACCCUCUCAUCCUUCUAAACUCCAGAGUAUACAAGCCCAGCUGCUCAAUUCUCUCAGCAUAUGACAGUCCCGCCAUCCCGGGAAUCAACCUGGUGAAUCUACGCUGCACUCCCUCAAUAGCAAGAAUGUCCUUAUUGGUUUAAGUCUUGCUUUAACCUCUUAAUUUGUCACCCCUUGCCCAACCCGUACACAUUAAUCUGCGGUCCAAAUUUAAGAGCCCAGGAGAGGGUGUACAUGUGUGAAUUCAAAUCUAAUUGGACUGUGGCCCAAUUAUUCGUUUCAUUCACAUCAUGUCCCGGGUUGAUGAUGCUUUGUGACUUCUGCGCAUGCAGAUAUCUCAAAUCUCGAGUUGAAUCUCAACUCUAUAUUCACCCUCGAAUAAAUCACCGAAUUGACAAGUUAUAGAUCGGGCCAAAGCAUCGUAGGUUCAUAGGAGUUGAAUCAGGCCACUCGGCCCAUCGUGUCAAAUCUUUCCCUCUCAACCCCAUGCUCAUGCCUUCUCCUCAUAACACCCGUACUAAUCAGGUACCUAUUAAUCUCAAAGUCAAAUUUCGAAGUCAAAUCUGUUUCGUCACAUGCACCAACGAAGGUGCAGUGAAAUGAAUUUACCAGCAGCGACACACUUAAAAAAGAACACACAAUACAUAAUAGAAUUUGCCUUAAAAAAAUCCAUUGACUUGGCUACCACAGCCGUCUGUGGCAAUGAAUUCCACAGAUUCACCGCCCUCUGGUUAAAGAAAUUCCUCCUCACCUCCAUCCGAAUAAUACGUCCUUUUAUUCUGAGGCUGUGGCCUCUAGUCCCAGACUCUCCCACUGGUGGAAACAUCCCCUCCACAUCCACUCUAUCCAGGAAUCACAAACGAUGCUUGUACCUAAUCUACAGGAAGGACAUGCAUAUCACAAUCUGCCAGAUUCCAGUGUGCUUACUUCAAAUCUCUAUUAAAUGGCAUUAAAACA
This is a messenger RNA of Leucoraja erinaceus (little skate), 3877 nucleotides long. RefSeq names its product zinc-binding protein A33-like. Gene Ontology annotation, molecular function: ubiquitin-protein transferase activity; protein binding; zinc ion binding. The transcript is spliced from 6 exons. Gene Ontology annotation, biological process: protein ubiquitination. Bases 588 to 2090 code for a protein of 500 amino acids. Lineage: Eukaryota; Metazoa; Chordata; Chondrichthyes; Rajiformes; Rajidae. The record is from RefSeq and is a predicted model, not a curated record.